Messenger RNA from Thyridium curvatum, 1065 nucleotides. RefSeq lists its product as uncharacterized. Gene Ontology annotation, molecular function: dioxygenase activity. NCBI's taxonomy places the organism in Eukaryota, Fungi, Ascomycota, Sordariomycetes, Thyridiales, Thyridiaceae. The record is from RefSeq and is a predicted model, not a curated record. The transcript is spliced from 3 exons. Bases 1 to 1065 code for a protein of 354 amino acids.
AUGUUGGAUCGACUUGAUUUUCAAGAAUUCUACAGUCCCGACACGUCGGAGCGGAAUGGCUUUUGCCGCAGACUUGUAUCAAGCCUCAAGCAAAAGGGAUUUGUCCGCCUAGUUAACCAUGGCGUUCCUCCACAAGACAUCGACAAGGCUUUCCUUGAGGUUCGUUUCUCUUUCUCAAACAUGGGUUCUGGAUAUGGUGUCCAAACUGAUCUUGUUGUCGUUGAGCAGACACAACAAUUCUUCCAGUUGCCGCUGGAGGAGAAACUGAAAUCUCCUCACCCACCCACACCAAACCCGCACAGAGGAUACAGCGCUUUCGGGGUCGAGGUCGUAGCCACACAUUCCAACUUUGAAUCAAAAACACCCAUGCCACUCCUCAAAGAUAUGAAAGAGUCGUAUGAUAUUGGAUCUGAGCGAGAUGAGUUAUACAGCAAUAUUUGGCCGCCUCCCGGGGUCCAAGACAGCUUUCAACCUUUCUUCAUGUCAUUCUUCUCCGCUUGCUAUCAAGCCGAAUGCGCCAUCCUCGAGGCUCUUUCCAUCGGCCUUGGACUGCCUCCGCAGACUCUGAGCGAGCGCCAUGCCAACCAGUCCAAUGAAUUGCGCCUAACUCACUAUCCCGCGGUCUCAAGGUCCGAAUUCGCGAGCUCAACGCGUAUCGCGACUCAUACAGACUUCGGCACCAUUACCCUAUUGUUCCAAGACUCCGUUGGAGGUCUCCAAGUCGAGUUUCCGUUCGGUAGUGGGAAUUUUCUUGAUGUCGAAAGUGGAGGACGUCAUGAGUGUAUCAUCAAUGCAGGAGACUGUCUGCAGAAGUGGACAGGACUACACAGCACAAGGCAUCGAGUGCACCUACCGAAACCUCCGGAGGAAACUGGUACCAAUGGUGUCGGAGAUGGCAACGACCACCUUGUAGAGGCGCGCUACUCCAUUGCCUACUUUGCCAAGCCUGAUAGGUCGGUCAUCCUGCGACCAUUGCUGGGCGAAAAGGCACAUGAUGACGAGCAGUACAUGACGGCGGGCGAGUUUCAGCAAAUGAGAAUUAGCGGCACAUAUGCAAGUGGUUGA